Messenger RNA from Camellia sinensis, 2128 nucleotides. NCBI's taxonomy places the organism in Eukaryota, Viridiplantae, Streptophyta, Magnoliopsida, Ericales, Theaceae. The record is from RefSeq and is a predicted model, not a curated record.
UAAUCAGUUGCGUGCUAAUUAUAGAAUGGAUGGGGCUGGUGUAGAUGACAAAACAUCACUGUUUCAGAGUAUGACCUUCAGUGAUGGUGUUCAGGAACCAUGUAUUUGGUCAUCUCCUGGAGGGAUUCAUAAAAUCAAUAUAGGGAAACGGAUAUUCUGCAAUAGAUCUUUGAAUAUGACAAGUAUUGUUGCGGUUGGUUUUGACAUGGAUUAUACUUUGGCUCAAUACAAACCUGAAACUUUUGAGUCUCUUGCAUAUGAAGGCACUAUCAGAAAGCUGGUGUAUGAUUUGGGAUACCCUCCAAAGUUAUCUGUUGUUCUGGCAUGGACUUUUGAUUGGAAGUACAUGGUCAGAGGUUUGGUUCUUGAUAAAAAGAGAGGCAACAUAUUGAAGAUGGAUAGACACAAAUAUGUGAAAGUAGCAUACCAUGGCUUUAGGGAAUUGUCAAAGGAAGAUAAAGUUGCAACAUAUGGAAGUACUUUGAUACGGGAUGCAUUUGAUGAACCUGAUUAUGCACUCAUUGAUACCCUUUUUUCACUGGCUGAAGCCUACUUAUUUGCUCAACUUGUUGAUUUCAAGGAUAAUAAUCCUGGGAAAAUUCCCGGGGAUGCAGGCUACUCUCGAAUGUACAAAGAUGUUAGAGCUGCAGUGGACUUGUGCCAUCGUGAUGGAACUUUGAAACAAAUGGUUGCAAAAGAUCCUAAACGGUAUGUUAUGUUGAUGAUUAGUAACUAUUGCGGACAAGAAAUCUAAGCCGUUCACCACAGGGUGGCUAAUGGUUAAUUUGACAUGAAGCAUGAAUUGUUUGACUACAUCAUAGAGGGGUAUUUGUGGUAUAUUCUUAAGCCUUUAAACCCCAACAUUCUGUAUAUUUGUCUCUGUUUAGGGGUUCAACAUUGGAUUUUCUUAUCCACCUUGUACUAAAACCUUGUCUCUAGUUUUGUUUGCUCUGUUGAACUUGUUUCAAGCACUUCCUAAUUAGUUAGAUGUUCAUUGACAUUCAUUAGUGUAAUGUUUCUCACCUGCUAAAUAAGACUGGGUAUUCUUUCUCUCCUUUGUUCUUUUUCAAUGGUAUAUGCGACAUACAACGAGAAAAUGAUUUGAAUGUUACUUGGAACAUUUUGUGCUUCAUAACUACUUGAGGAUAAGGUGGUAACCUUUUUUAGCCAACCAAAUAGGACAAUCCAGUUAAUCACCCUGUGCUGAACAGUUUCAUUAUUAUUAGUGGAAAUUUAAACAAAAUUGUAUAUCCUGGAAUGUGGCUUUUGUGAUUGAUACAUAAAAAGUCAAUUAUGAUUAAAGGUCAAUUGUCCUAAUAUACCUGAUGCUGGUGUAGCCUUUAAUCUACUAAAUGGGCAAGGAAUGCAUUUGUUCAGGAAAAGUUCAUUUGGUCAUGCAAUCCCCUACUGUUGUUUUAUUGUUGAUAAUUGUAACAUUUACAGUUAGAAAUUUGUUCAUCCAAUAAUAUUGAAUCCAUAAGACGACAGCUAGUUGUGUGUGAUUUAUAUUUCUUUCUUAUUCAUUAAAAUUGAGUUUGGGUUUUUAGUGAUUGAUGUGGUUGAUGGAUGCUGAUUGGUCAUGUUAGAUAGCUUAAUAUACAUUGUUGGGCCCAUUUCCUAAUGAUGUAGGCUUUUGGGAAAAUUGGUAACUUAACGUGGUAUCAGAGCUCUCUCGUUGAGAGAGGUCUUGGGUUCAAGUCUAUCCAUUAGCAUACGGUAUUCUGUCCCUGUUUGGUUUCUUCCUCGCUGUUUGGAUGUUUACUUCUCCUUCUGUUUGGUUCUUUGUUUGUCUCUCCAUGUGCAAGACGGGGUUGCACGUGAAGGAGGGUGUUAGAUAGCUUGAUAUAUAUUGUUGGGCCCAUUUCCUAACUGUUUAGAUUUUUGGUAAAAUUGGUAACUUAAUAGGUCACUAUUUUGAGGUCAGAAAUAUGGCCAACUUAUUGAGCUUCAACUCAUAGAAGGUUGUUAGGUGUAAAAUAUUUUGUUAGGCUUGGAGUUACUGUUAAAAUAUGUUAGUAUUAUAUGUUAGUGAUGCUAGUGGUAUCAUUAUGUUUAGUUUGCUUUAUGCUUUCGGUGCCUCAAUUGGCACCCAAUGUUGGCUUUCUCCUCUCUAUAAAGAGAGUGUAAA